AUGGUUAUUAUAAAAAGUUUAUUUCUGGAAGCGAUCAAUCGACCGAUUAUUUAUCAAUCAAUUGUAUCGUUUACUUUUGUUUUAUUGACUACAUUAUUAUUUUUAUUUCUUAAUAAAAUACAACCGGACCACUACAUUGACGAAGUUUUUCAUAUUCCUCAAACAAAAAAAUACUGCAAUGGUUCCUUUUUUGAGUGGGACAAAAAAAUCACGACACUUCCCGGACUUUAUAUACUAUCAGCAAUAAUAUUAGCGCCGUUUCAGCUAUGUACCACAAUAUACUUACGUAGUAUUAAUCUAGCCGGUACAUGUAUUAAUUUGUAUCUAAUAUACCAAAUAUUGAGUACAAAAAAAUGGGUACAAAAAUGCAAAGCUGAAAAUAGAACUUGGUUACCGUUCAUGGUAUCAAUAAGUGUAACACUGUUACCACCACUGUAUUUUUGGCAUUUUCUAUAUUAUACUGACGUUUUAUCUGUAAACUUAGUCUUAAUGAUGUUUUUGUUACAUCAACGCCAAUAUUAUAAAAAUUCUGCGAUCAUAGGUGCCUUGGCAAUUUUAGCGAGACAAACAAAUAUUAUAUGGUUAAUAUUACUCAUGGGUGAAAGAGUUUUGACCAUAAUUGAAGCCGAAACUCCACAGAGUAUAUCAGCAUUACAGGAUAGAGGGAUCCAUGGAACGUCAAUCCACGCAAGGUUAAUCUGGAAUAAUGUUCGACAUUAUGUUCAACGUGGGAUCGGUCCAUUUGGAUCAUUUGUGAUGCGUAUAAUCUCAUAUUUAAAGUAUCAAUUAACAGUAAUCCUACUAUUUGUAGCAUUUGUUAUAUGGAAUAGAGGCAUUGUAUUAGGAGAUCGUAGCGCUCAUGUAGCAACAAUUCAUCUGCCUCAGAUGUUUUAUUUCUCCAUUUUUACUUUGGCAUUCUCCUGGCCUUAUAUGCUGCCACAUGUCAAAUCGUUCAUACAAUGGAUCUGCAAACACUGGAUCAUCACAGGCUUAUGUUUAGCAAUUGUGACAGCGAUUGUUCACAGUAAUACGCUAGUACAUCCGUAUUUGUUAGCUGACAAUAGACAUUACGUUUUUUAUAUGUGGAACAGAUUUAUAGGACGUUAUUACUUUGCCAAAUACGCUUUAAUACCUUUAUAUGGAUUUGCAAUCUACGCCACGGUGAUGUGUCUCCAGGAUAUGAGAUACUUGUCAAAAGUGUUAUAUGCAGGGUGCAUCGCUGUUGUUUUGAUACCACAAUUAUUACUAGAACCUCGUUACUUUAUAAUACCGUACAUAUUAGUACGUUUGAGCUUGCCAGAACCAAAAUUAUGGCAGAUUUCUUUGGAAUUAAUGACAACUUUAGUUAUUAACUUUCUACAAUUUUAUAUAUUCGUUACUAAAACUUUUUAUUGGACUGACCAAGAAGGUCCACAGCGGUUAUCAUGGUGA
Molecule: messenger RNA, 1431 nt
Organism: Cotesia congregata
Lineage: Eukaryota; Metazoa; Arthropoda; Insecta; Hymenoptera; Braconidae
Source: the annotation of a GenBank genome assembly